AUGGAAAACAAUCCUCAGCAGCUGAUGAGAAAACCAGCGCGGUGGAGUUCUCGGUACUCCACCAAAUAUCUUGGCGUACGCCGCCGGCUGUGGGGGCGGUACGCGGCGGAAAUUCGAAAUCCUCACACCAAAGAAAGGCAUUGGCUGGGCACAUUUGACACUGCUGAGGAAGCUGCAUUGGCUUAUGAUUUUUCAUCUAUCUCUUUUAGUGGCAUUGGAAAAGCUCGAACUAAUUUUGUUUAUCCAUUUUUGGCCAUACCCUUGUCUUCACCGCCGCUGCCCCCUCUGCCUCCACCACCGCCACCGCCGACUCCGGAGCUGGAAGUGAGUGACCAGAAUUUUAAAGAAACGAGUUCCAUGGAUGAAGAUAAUGAGUCCCUUUUUAUUGCUUCUAGUUUGCAAAGCUUUCACCAAUCAAACAGCCUAGAAAAGUUGGUUCUAUGA
Molecule: messenger RNA, 444 nt
Organism: Fraxinus pennsylvanica
Lineage: Eukaryota; Viridiplantae; Streptophyta; Magnoliopsida; Lamiales; Oleaceae
Source: the annotation of a GenBank genome assembly